This is a messenger RNA of Schizosaccharomyces osmophilus, 744 nucleotides long. It is a transcript of the gene coq9, whose product is annotated as ubiquinone biosynthesis protein Coq9. The transcript has a single exon. Bases 1 to 744 code for a protein of 247 amino acids. Lineage: Eukaryota; Fungi; Ascomycota; Schizosaccharomycetes; Schizosaccharomycetales; Schizosaccharomycetaceae. Gene Ontology annotation, biological process: ubiquinone biosynthetic process. The record is from RefSeq and is a predicted model, not a curated record. Gene Ontology annotation, cellular component: mitochondrial inner membrane. Gene Ontology annotation, molecular function: lipid binding.
AUGUUUGCUUUCAGAGGAGUUCAAAGAAUCUCGCAGUUACCCAAUUCUUUAUCUUAUGCUCUUCCACUUAGGAUCGCUAAGCGUUCUUACCAAAGUGCUACCUUUGAAACUCGUCCCCCAAUUUCCGGUAAGAAAGCUCAAAUCUUGAAGCAUGCUUUGGAACAUGUCCCUCAACUUGGCUUCUCUGAAGAAGCAAUUAAAAUGGGUGGUCGCUCGCUUGGAUACAGCAAUCUUCCUACGGCUCUUUUUCCCUCAGGUUCUAUGAACCUCAUUUCAUAUUUCUUAUUGCAACACCGUUAUGCUUUAAGAGAACAGAAAACUCAUCUAACCCUCAUGCAAACUACUACGGAAAAAGUAACUCAUUUAAUAUGGUCUCGUCUCCAAGCAAACCGUGAUGUUAUUGAGCACUUACCACAGAUGAUUGCAACGUGUGUAGCCCCUUCCAAUCUUCCUUCAUCUGUCAUGUCCUUAGCGAAUCUUUCAGACGAAAUACUUUACCUUGCUCAAGAUAAAUCUGCUGACUUCCACUGGUACACAAAGCGUGCUGUCGUGUCAGCCAUCUACAGUGCCUCCGAACUAUUCAUGACGAAAGAUAACUCACCCAAUUUCCAAGCUACUUAUGAUUUUGUCCAGCACAGAGUUCAACAUGCCAAGGCCUUGAAUAAUCUCCAGGAAGAUAUUUUGGAAUGGGGUUCCUUCCAAUUGAACGCCAUUCGAUCAAUUAUUCGUUCUCGGGGUAUUUGA